Molecule: messenger RNA, 798 nt
Organism: Pyricularia oryzae 70-15
Lineage: Eukaryota; Fungi; Ascomycota; Sordariomycetes; Magnaporthales; Pyriculariaceae
Exons: 5
Coding region: 1-798 (265 amino acids)
Source: RefSeq, a predicted model, not a curated record
AUGAAGGCUACGACGCUUUACAUGCUUGGGCUAUCCAACAUGGCAGUUUUAGCCCAGUCGCCGCCCCCUUCCGAGUUUGGCCCAAGUCUUGACAUUGGCAUCGUGCUCUAUCCGGGCUUCCAACCUUUGGACGUCAUUGGGCCUUCUGACAUCAUGCUGCUGCUUUCCGCCAGCGUCAACAUGACCAUCUCUUUCAUCUGGAAAGAGGCCGGCCCUGUCUGGGCCCGUUCGCCGGACACGCAGCUCCCGAUCCAAGCCCCGAGCUUCAUGGCGACGCACUCCUUUGCCGACGCUCCGCCUCUAGACAUCCUCCUAAUCCCUGGCGGCGGCGGUUCGCGAUAUCUGAGUGCGAUCAACGACACGGCGAUCGAGGACUUUGCCCGCGAGCGCUACCCGAGCCUCAAGUACCUCCUGAGCGUGUGCACCGGGUCCGCAUUUUUGGCCAAGGCUGGCCUUUUGGACGGCCGCAAAGCCACGACCAACAAGGCAGCCUGGUCCUUCCCGACCGAGUUUGGUAACAACGUGACCUGGGUACCUACGGCGAGGUGGGUUGUCGAUGGGAAUGUUUGGUCCAGUUCUGGUGUUUCUGCCGGCAUUGACAUGACAUAUGCCUUUUUGUCAACGAUCCUUGGCUCGCAGCUGAUCGGCAGCGUGGUCAACACUCUCGAAUACGCACCACAUGUGAACAAGGACUGGGAUCCCUACUCUGUAGUGCACAAAGUUCCCGGCGCCGACACUUCUCGAUCUCUCGGCGAGUGCGUCGGUCCUGCCGGCUACGAAUUCAGUUGCAGCGGAUAG